CAGCGGUCGCGAGAUGACGCGACGCUUGUCGCUUGCGUGUACACGCCCUGCGCAGAUAUCAGCGCCGACUGCUCGUCAGCGGUGUUAGCGGUGUUAGUCGUCCCAGGCACUACAGGAACUACAGGCACUACAGGUGCUUCCCUCGGCUGCCUCAGCUGUGUUAUUCUUCCGUUAGUUGUUGGUGAUUGCGUGCAUUCGGUGCGCCGUGUGAAUGUAGUACAGCUGCGCUGCCAGCCGCAUCCGCAGGUGACAAGUUGUGCAGGAUUCGGACCGUGCGAGCUCUUUAUAGCUCGUCAGUCUCGCGCCUAAUCUCUUACCUGCAGUGCGGACUGACCUUCCGGCGUCUUAACGCCCUACCUGCGACAUGCCGUGUUGUUUGGUGUCGUGGGUCCUGUAUGUGGCUUUACCGUGGCUCAUGGCCUUCGCUGCGUGGCUGAAAAUAGCCGACGCUGACCUCACGCUCCUGUUCAAGUCCAAGUUCGGACGUUCGAUAGCAACCCUGAAAGGAAAAGUGAUUUGGAUCACGGGCGCAUCGAGUGGAAUUGGCGAGUACCUUGCAUAUGAGCUGGCAAAAGUGGGAUCAUGCCUAGUCCUUUCUGGCACCAACCUGGAGAACCUAGAGCAUGUGAAAAACCACUGCCUUGAGUUUGGAAAAGAAAAGGGGACGGAAGUCCUUGUACUUCCAUUCAGCAUUUGCGACUUUUCAUCGCACAGCGAACAGCUUCAGAAGGUCUUGGACCGUUUUGGCAAGCUGGACAUCCUGGUGAACAAUGCUGGGCGCAGCCAGCGUGCCUCCUUUGAGGAGAUUCCUGUCGAGAUCGACAAGGAGAUGUUUGACUGCAAUGUCUUCGGUGCCAUAUCUCUUACGCGGGUUGUUGUGAAGUACUUCAAGGAAAAGAAUGUGAUAGGUCAUGUUGUCGUCACCAGCAGCACGGCUGGAAAGCUUGGUGCACCUUUCUCGGCCACCUACACUGGUUCCAAGCAUGCACUGCAGGGCUACUUUGAGUGCUUGCGGCUGGAAGGUGUGCUCCUGGGAGGUUUAGACGUCACCAUUGCCUGUCCGGGACCCGUAUUUUCACGUAUCCGGGAGCGUGCAUUUACUGCCACCCCUGGCAAGCUGUACAACAUGAAGGACACCCCUAAGUCUCGGCUCAUGCCCACUGAACGCUGCGCUCGGCUCAUGGCUGUUGCCAUAGCCAAUAAGAUGGACGAGGUCUGGAUUUCCGAGAAUCCCAUCUUGCUCACCAUGUAUUUGGCACAGUAUGUGCCAUCUAUAUUCAGAAACUACGUCAUGAAGUUGCUCUUCACAAGAGAAAGGGUGAUGAAGCUGAGGGAGGGCCAGUAGGGAGCUGCUGAUACAUUCCAGUGGCUGAUUCCUGUGCACUAGUUGGGUGUAUGGCUCGUAAAGCGACCUUAUUUUUCCAGUACCUGUUGUUUGCUUACACUCUUGCUUAUAAGCACACAAAUUGGGAACAUGCUGUAGCAUUAUGCAAGGUACAUGGCAUGUUGAUCAUGCCUAGCUUAGUGUGCAUGUGCAAGUGUAAUAUGUGCGCGAUUUUUAAUAAAUACCAUGAAGAUCUCUUUUGAUAAAAUCGUGAAACAGAUUAUUUCACAAGGGCAGCUGUGCAGUGCCGAUGAAUUUGUAUUAAUAUGACUGAUAUUGUUGCAGAGAUGUUUUUUUUUCCACAGAAUAAAAAGCAGAGUUCAGAACGGA
Messenger RNA from Rhipicephalus sanguineus (brown dog tick), 1714 nucleotides. RefSeq names its product dehydrogenase/reductase SDR family member 7. The coding region runs from base 365 to 1345 and encodes 326 amino acids. The transcript is spliced from 8 exons. The record is from RefSeq and is a predicted model, not a curated record. Gene Ontology annotation, molecular function: oxidoreductase activity. NCBI's taxonomy places the organism in Eukaryota, Metazoa, Arthropoda, Arachnida, Ixodida, Ixodidae.